This is a messenger RNA of Monoraphidium neglectum, 1350 nucleotides long. RefSeq lists its product as hypothetical. The transcript has 3 exons. Bases 1 to 1350 code for a protein of 449 amino acids. Lineage: Eukaryota; Viridiplantae; Chlorophyta; Chlorophyceae; Sphaeropleales; Selenastraceae. Gene Ontology annotation, molecular function: transcription coregulator activity. Gene Ontology annotation, biological process: regulation of transcription by RNA polymerase II. Gene Ontology annotation, cellular component: nucleus; SWI/SNF complex. The record is from RefSeq and is a predicted model, not a curated record.
AUGCACGUGAGGAGCCUCCAGAAGGCGGGCGGCGCCGGCAGCCCCUCUGUGCUGGAGCGGACACCGGCCGGUGUGGGAGCCGCGGCGGCUGCGGAGCCACUCGGUGGUUACGGCGGCGCGGCAUCGGGUGCGGCAGAGGAAGUUUUCGGGACGCCCGACCUGGGAGCGGCGGCCAGCCGCCAGGCGGGGCAGCAACAGCAGCAGCAGCAGCAGCAAACGCCGGCGGCGGCGCUUGGGGCGCUGGGGGCGGCCGCGCAGCAGGACACGACGCCGGAGCUGUUCCCUGGCCUCAAAAAGGCGCCGCGGCCGGUGCUCGUGUCGGCGGCAGCGCGGGGCCCCCCGCGCUCGCCGAGCGGCAGCGGCCGCCCGGCGGCGUUCAGGCGCUCAGAGAGCGUGCGGGAGGGCGCGGCGGCGGCGGCGGCGGCGGCGGGGGCGUGGUCGCCGAUCAAGCGCUCCGUCAGCGCGCGCGCCAAGGCGGGCGCGCUCUCGCCGCGGGCCGGGGGCGGAAGCAGGGGCGCCUCGCCAAUCGCGAGCCCGCGGGGCGCUGGCGCGGGCCAUCAAGCGGCGCUGUCGCCGCGGCAGCACUGCCUGACAACUCAAGCGCAGCAGCAGCAGCAGCAGCAGCAGCAGCAGCAGCAGCACCAGCACCAGCCGCUCUCGCCGCGGCUGCUCAACCAGCAGCUACAGCAACAGCAGCAUCAGCAGCAACAGCAGCAGCAGCAGCAGUCGCCCAAGGCAUCGCGCCAGCCGUCCGCUGCGUUGGCGCAGCAAGCAGCGUCCCCAGGGGCCAGUGACAAGCAGCAGGCGGCGCACCUCAAGCGGGCCAUGGCGCUGGUGGCAGCGCUGUUUGCGAAGGGGCGCAUGGUGGAGCUGGGGCAGCUGCUCAGCUCGCCCGGCCUGGCGCCCUCCUCCCUGCUGCCCCAGCUGAGCGCCGCCACGCAGCGCGCAGCGGACGCCGCCGGCUACUCGCUGCUUUGCGGCCCCGACGGCGCGCAGCGGCGCAGCGCGGGCGGCCUGGGGAGCGCCAGCGCCAGCAGCGGCGGGCGCGGCAGCGGCGGCGGCGGCGGCGGCAGCAGCGGCGGCGCGGGGGCGCAGUUCCGGCUGGGGGAUGUCGUGGUGGUUGGCAGCCAGCAGCGGACGCGCGGCGUAAUCAGAUGGCUCGGCCCCGUGGCCUUUGACCGGAUUGACGUCGACUAUGUGGGCAUACACUUGGAGGCGCCCCGCGGCCGCCACGCCGGCACCGUGGGCGGCAUCACCUAUUUUGACGCCGAGGCCGGCGCGGCGGAGUUCGUGCGCGCGUCGAGGCUCGUGCCUGGCGCGGGCGGCGGCCCGGCACGGGUAGCCGAGUGA